Molecule: messenger RNA, 576 nt
Organism: Strongylus vulgaris
Lineage: Eukaryota; Metazoa; Nematoda; Chromadorea; Rhabditida; Strongylidae
Source: the annotation of a GenBank genome assembly
AUGAUAAUUGAUUUACAUACCGUUCGCACAUCAAACCAAAGUGUCUUAAACGCAGCUGACCUCGGUACGGAAGUUUAUAUGAGCCCAAAUCCUACAUCUACGAAAACUGGUCCCGAACAGCUCCAAGAGCUGUACACUAACUUACAGGCUAAUUUCAACGUUAAAGCCAUCUGGAUACAGGUCACAUCACCGGUUAAGUGGGAACCUACAGUUGCCAAAAAUAUACAGUUCAUAAGUAGUAUUAUACAGGCAGCCAAGGCAUAUGGAUUAGCAGUUGGCAUUUAUACUAGUGCUUACGAUUGGCAACAAAUCACAAAUGACUGGUUGGGACCCACUGACACCCUUCUAUGGUAUUGGAGCGUACUCGGACCUGGUCCGAUGGCGGAAACAUCUAACAAUUUUGAGGAUUAUCAUCCGUUUGGACCGUGGAAAACGCCUGCUGUUAAACAGUUUGGACAACAGGAACCUAUCUGUGGUCAGACGGUGAACAGAGAUGUAUUCACUCCAACAGUGCUCGCAGCGCGAUCAGCCUUUACUGCUUCAGAUGGUAAAAUUCAAAUUGGCGGCUAUGUUUGA